AUGUGGGGUGGCGUGAAGGUCCGCGCGCAGCACGGCGACAUCUUCCGCGCGUGGAGCGCCAGCCAGGGACUUGAGAAGUUGAGGCGCCAGCUGUACCGCGAGCCGCGGCCGUGGUACCUGGCGUGGUCGCUGCACCAUCACCGGCACCUGCUUAGUGACUACCACUGUGCCCGCCUGCUAUCGUGGUGCACAACCGUCAUGUGCCUUGAGAGGCGGCCGCCGGCGAGGCAGCAGGCGUACCUGUACGCGCAGCAGGUGUUUCAGGUCAUGGUGCACAGCCACAAGGUGGGAACGGAGACAUACCAGGAGUUCUUCCGUCUGUGCGCCACCGGUCGUGACUUGACUACAGCGUUCCGCUGGCAGCAGUAUUUGGUGGAGACGGAUCAAACAUUUCCGCUCUCGCACUACACGUGGCUGCUCCACAUUGCGGCGCUGUCACCCAAUGACGAGAGUGCCGAGGACAUGGCGGAAGCAGUAUGGGAGACGUACAUGGCUCGGUACUGCUCAGUGGUGAAGCACGACCUGACCGGCAACACUGCCAUGGNGCAUCAUCAACCGUCCACGGAGGAGGAAGCACGGCAAUUAGCAGGGAUGUUCCGUGCCUUCAAGAUACUCCGACCACGAAUAGCGGAUGGCGCCAAGUCGCAACUCCUGCAGUUUAUUGACAGCCUCCCUGACGACGAGACUAUGCACUCCGCGUGCGGCGGCUGGCCAACAAUCAGUCAACAUCAUACGUUUCCGCACUUGGAAUCUGCCAUGACAUGGGCACCGCCCACUCUGUCCAGUCCUCGGCUUCGCGACUCCAUUCUCCACGAGGGUCUCGUCGCUGAUUUGGAAGAAGCCACAUUUGCACACAACGUGCAGCGUGUUGUGGCGAUUGUGGAAGAGUACCGACAGCGUAUCUCGGCAGAAAAGAGUGGUGAGAGUGCGACGAGGCACCGAGCGGGUGAACGGGACAUUUGGCGCAGCUACGCCGACCCCUCUGUUCUUGCUUUUAGGAAGGAGCUUGUUGAAGAUGGUGGAGUUACGUCGGAGCUGUACCACUACCUAAUCGUGGCGCUUUCUCUGACGCAGCCCUCUACGGCGCUUCGGACAGUCCGCCGUAUGGAGGAGGCGAAUCUGCGCGUUCUUGAUUUGACACGGGCUGUGAUGAUUGUGCGUUGUGAAGGGUCAUCGGGCGAGCAGAUGACGCUUUUGCAAGAGCAACUGCGAGAGAUUGAGGAGCGGCAAAAAAUUGACGUGGACUACGGUAUAACGAGGGAGGUUGAGCUCUUCUGGAAAUUCCAAUAUGCUGAUUUUUUCCACUAUCGCAAUGCACUGAACCAGGUGGAUUUGUUCCGUAUACUCAUGGAGGGUUUGGGGCCCGUCCGGGUACAACAGCUGCUGCUGGACGCACAACACCACGGCACAUGCUCGUUGGUGGACGUCACAGUAUUGAACGACUCCUUCCGCACGGCUGCCGCACAUCACUACAGGUGUGUCCUUGGUGAAAAAGAAGUAAACAGAGCACUAGAUGACAUUACCAAACACAUGCCCAAGCUUGACAUUAGCUUAGUCGGAUCGCUUCAGCAUUUUGGUGACUACGCGCUGCCUGCCGAAGAGUUUGUGUCCACAGACAUUUCUUCACUGUGCAAGAAAUUAGUGGGGUACGGUACCAUCUUUGUCCUAGACUCUUCGUUUGUGGAGACAAGUGAGCAAUUCCUCAAACUGGGAAAGUCCAAUAGCGACACCAGUGGAAUCCGUUCCUUGGUUCUGGUGCCAUACUGUUGUCUUAAACAGCUGGCGUCCACGAUUGAACAGGGCAAAGAUAUCGUUUCAUUUGAUACGGCGCUACGCGAGGCGAAUCAAGCAGAAUCCUUUAUAGCAUCGCAGCGUCUACGUAGUCUCUUCGCAUUUGUUACUGCUGAGAACAAGAGCACCAAGGCGAGGGUCCUCCACUUCAGUGAGUGUCUUCUUGCCCACACAUUAGCUGCUGCAGCUGUCGGCGCUGCAGGUAUUGAUCCUGGUCAAUCAGAUAACGAUCACCUGCUGUUGGUUCUUGCGAUGAUACGUGCGGUGGCGCCGAGGGAGUCUAAUGUUGUACUGUGCACUGAUGAUACAUCUCUUGUGAGGCGACUCCGCGAUGGCGAACUUGCCUCAAUCUUUGCUGGGGAGAUACACGUCAUGUCGUCCGAGCCACCACAGGGGAUCGUGGAAAAAGAAGAAGCUCUCAUCAACGACAACCCUGAUUUCUGUGUGUCAGUAGACUUCCAGCCGAAACUAGACGCUUCCAUACCUACGCAGAGGCAUACGCCAGGGAAAGCCGCGUCGGUGCUGGAUUCGGCUUUGACGCCAACAAUGAGCACUGCAUGGUUGGAUAUGCUGAACGAAGAGGAGCAGACGGAAGUCCCAUUGGUGGCAGUAAACACGACACCAACACAGAGUGAAACAAAAGAUGAAGAGGCGAAACUUGAACACGAGAAGCUCAUGAACAUGUACGAAUCUGAGCACGCUGUGGCGCCUGUUGGUGUUCUGAUGUCGGAGGCAUCAUCUCUAGGGUCGGUGUUUGAACAGUUUGAUACUUUGGGGCCCGAUGCCGAGAUGGACCGAGACAUGUCAGCAGCUGCAGCGCCACAACAGGAGCCAGGUCGGCGGAAGGACAGGCCGCGCAAAUGGUCCCUGCUGGAGGUUGAGGCUGUGAAAAAUCGUGGGGCAUCCAAUAAGCAACGUUUUCACCUCGCGAGGCGACUGAGCAAUGCCUCGGGAGGACGUGUUCCGUUUAAUUUCCGCUACAGGGUGCUCGAGGUGGAUAUAAGGGAUAGGCGAAAUAAGUUUUUCAAGGACGCCUACACCGAGGGGGUGGCGAAGAAGCGCGAGAAUUUCAAGCGAAAAUUUGAGGCUUCUCACCUUGUUGGGAGCUUGCAGCCGUGA
Molecule: messenger RNA, 2910 nt
Organism: Trypanosoma grayi
Lineage: Eukaryota; Euglenozoa; Kinetoplastea; Trypanosomatida; Trypanosomatidae
Exons: 1
Coding region: 1-2910 (969 amino acids)
Source: RefSeq, a predicted model, not a curated record